This is a messenger RNA of Diversispora eburnea, 1278 nucleotides long. The record is from the annotation of a GenBank genome assembly. Lineage: Eukaryota; Fungi; Glomeromycota; Glomeromycetes; Diversisporales; Diversisporaceae.
AUGACUUCUAAUAAAAAUUUAAUCAAAAAAGAUAAUGAGCAAGAUAUUUUUAAUCCAAAAACUAUCGAAUUUGAAUUUUUAGGCCCAAUUGGAGCAUUUUUAAUGGUUACAUUUCUUCCAAUUCUUUUAUAUAUUUUAUUUUUAGGUUGUCAACCUGAUGGUUGUCCCUCUCCUAUUCUUAUACAAUUUCUUAUCAAUCCCAAAAAUGUUACUUCAUUACUUACACUUAACAAUAUUUCAGCUUUAUUUGAUGGUAAAGCAUUUGUUGCAUAUAUAAUUUAUUUAAUAUACUUAGUUUUAGCAUUCCUUAUAAUACCAGGUCGUUGGAUUGAAGGAACACAACUUCGAGAUGGUACAAGAUUAAAAUAUAAAGAAAAUGGAUUUAAUUGUAUGUUAUUAACUUUAGUCAUAAUUGAAAUUACAUCUUUAAUAUAUGGAUCUGAACCACUUUUGUUUAUCAGUAAUCAUUUCAUUGGAUUGGUUACUGCUUCUAUAAUUGUUUCAUUUGUGGUGGCAUUUUAUGUAUAUUUUGAAUCUUUCCGUGAGGGUAAAUUAUUGGCACUUGGUGGAAAUUCCGGAAUUUUUAUUUAUGAUUUUAUGAUCGGUAGAGAAUUAAAUCCACGUAUUGGAUUUUUUGACUUCAAAUAUUUUGCAGAUCUUAGACCUGGUAUAACAACUUGGAUUAUUAUUAAUAUAGCUAUGACAGUUAAGCAAUAUCAUGAUUUGGGAUUUGUUACUAGUUCAAUGUAUUUAGUUUUAAUUUUCCAAGGAUGGUAUUGUAUUGAUUCAGUUUAUAAUGAAUCAGCAAUUUUAACAACUAUGGAUAUAAUAUCAGAUGGAUUUGGAUUCAUGUUAUCAUUUGGAAAUUUUAGCUGGGUUGGAUUUUUAUAUGCCCUUCAAGCCAGAUACCUUUCACUGCAUCCUGUUAAUCUUUCUUUAAAACAUCUUUUAUUAAUUAUUGGACUUCAAUUAAUUGGAUAUUUUAUAUUUCGAAGUGCUAAUAAUGAAAAAUCUAUUUUUAGAAAUGAUCCAGAAGAUUCAAGGGUUAAACGAUCUCGUCUGAUCAUUUCUGGAUGGUGGGGUAGAGCUAGACAUAUAAAUUAUUUGGGAGAUUGGAUUAUGGCAUGGGCAUGGUGUCUUCCUUGUGGUUUUGAUAAUAUAUUUCCAUACUUUUAUGUAAUAUAUUUUACAAUAUUACUUAUCCAUCGAGAAUUAAGAGAUGAAGAAAAGUGUCGAAAAAAAUAUAAAAAAGAUUGGGAUAUAUAUUGUAUUUAUUGA